AUGGCCCGUGCUGGGAUUGUUGAACCGAUUCCUCUUAAUGUCAAAACCGGGCGGGCGGGGCUCACGGAGUUCUGUGUCCGAGCAGGGAAGAGCGGCGUGGGCCACGAGGCGCUGCUGAAGCGGAGAGCGGCGCAGAGGCGGGAGCGCGCGCUGCGGUGGGCGCGGCUGCAGAGCCUGGCCGCGGAGCGCGCCGCCGAGCAGUUCCGAUUGCGCCUCAAGACGAAGCAGGACGAGGCGAAGCUGGACGCCGACCUGCGCAGGAGCCAGCGAGCCUGCCAGCAGCUGGACACGCAGAAGCAAAUCCAGGUUCCCAGGGAGCCGUGGUACUGGCUGAGGCCGGAAGACGAGGCUGAGGAGGAGGAGGAGGAGGAGGAGGAGAAAGAUCAAGAUGAAGAUGAAAUUCCGAGUGACGAGCUGAGCGUGCUGGAGAAGCUGCGGCUCCUGACCGGGUACCUCAGAGAGGAGCACCUGUACUGCAUCUGGUGUGGGACGGCCUAUGAGAAUCAAGAAGACCUUUCUUCCAACUGCCCGGGGCCAACCUCUGCCGACCACGACUGACCAAGUCUCCCUCUGCCGACCACGACGACUGACCCAGUCUCCGUAAAGAAACAACCUGACGAGUGUAGUUCCCCAGACACAAACAAAACCAGUUCCCCGGUUCCUCCUGCAGUCUCGUGUUUGCUUCCACUUGUACUUCUGGAGAAC
Molecule: messenger RNA, 705 nt
Organism: Sorex fumeus (smoky shrew)
Lineage: Eukaryota; Metazoa; Chordata; Mammalia; Eulipotyphla; Soricidae
Product: G patch domain-containing protein 11-like
Exons: 7
Coding region: 1-558 (185 amino acids)
Cellular component (GO): kinetochore
Source: RefSeq, a predicted model, not a curated record